GGUUCGUGAUCUGUCGUUUUUGUUGGAGUUUCUUUCAAUUUUGAUUACUCACUUCGCUUUUUUGUAUUGCAUUCAGAAUUAUUUAAAACUAAAACAAAUUUACAUCACUAAACAAUGUUCCUGACUCGAUCAGAAUAUGACCGUGGUGUCAACACAUUCAGUCCAGAAGGUAGGCUUUUCCAAGUUGAAUAUGCUAUUGAAGCCAUAAAACUUGGCUCCACGGCCAUUGGUAUUUGUACAUCUGAAGGCGUAGUGUUGGCUGUCGAAAAAAGAAUUACUUCACCACUUAUGGAACCAACUACCAUAGAAAAGAUCGUAGAAGUGGAUCGUCAUAUUGCUUGCGCUGUGUCUGGAUUGAUGGCGGAUUCCAGGACUCUAGUUGAGCGUGCUCGUGUGGAAUGCCAGAACCAUUGGUUUGUGUACAAUGAGCGUAUGAGCGUGGAGUCAUGCGCUCAGGCGGUGUCCAACCUGGCUAUACAGUUUGGUGACAGUGAUGAUGAUAGUGGUACUGCGAUGUCCAGACCGUUUGGUGUUGCUGUUAUGUUUGCAGGUAUUGAUGAGAAAGGCCCUCAGUUGUUCCACAUGGACCCUAGCGGGACAUUUGUGCAGUAUGAUGCUAAAGCUAUAGGCUCCGGAAGUGAAGGGGCACAGCAGAGCUUAAAGGAAGUGUAUCACAAAUCGAUGACAUUGAAAGAGGCGAUCAAGUCAGCGCUGACGAUACUGAAGCAGGUGAUGGAGGAGAAGCUGUCGGAGAACAAUGUGGAGGUGGUCACAAUGACUCCUGGAGCAAUGUUCCACAUGUUCACUCGGGAACAGCUCUCUGAGUUGAUAAUGGCCAUCCCGGAGCUGCAGUGGAGUGAAUCAGGUUCCCGGAACACUAUACAGAAUCUCUCCAAGCUGAGACUCGAGAGACAGACUUGCUGAAUUUGAUACAAAUAAUAAAAUGUUUCAUGUGAA
This is a messenger RNA of Papilio polytes (common Mormon), 957 nucleotides long. RefSeq names its product proteasome subunit alpha type-5 (gene Prosalpha5). The record is from RefSeq and is a predicted model, not a curated record. NCBI's taxonomy places the organism in Eukaryota, Metazoa, Arthropoda, Insecta, Lepidoptera, Papilionidae. Gene Ontology annotation, biological process: proteasome-mediated ubiquitin-dependent protein catabolic process. The coding region runs from base 115 to 924 and encodes 269 amino acids. The transcript is spliced from 6 exons. Gene Ontology annotation, cellular component: nucleus; proteasome core complex; proteasome core complex, alpha-subunit complex.